AUGGCGUCAAGAAGAGUUUCUUCGUUGAUCUCUCGCUCCUUCAUGUCCUCUUCUUCUCUUUUGUCUCUUACAGGAAAAAACAGAGGAGGAGGAGCUCACAGAUACAGCAGCCUCGCUGCUGCUCUCGAGAACCCGAUUACUCCACCUGUCAAAGUCGAACACACACAGCUCCUUAUCAAUGGUCAAUUCGUUGAUUCAGCUUCAGGGAAAACUUUCCCUACUCUGGAUCCAAGGACUGGAGAAGUGAUCGCUCAGGUUGCCGAAGGUGAUGUAGAAGACGUGAACCGUGCGGUUCUAGCCGCACGAAAGGCCUUUGAUCAAGGACCAUGGCCUAGAAUGACAGCUUAUGACAGGUCAAGGAUACUGUAUCGUUUCGCUGACUUGAUCGAGCAACACAACGACGAGAUUGCAGCUCUUGAGACUUGGGAUAAUGGCAAACCUUAUGAACAAUCUGCCAAAGUUGAACUGCCUAUGGUUGCCAGGGUGUUCCGGUACUAUGCUGGUUGGGCAGACAAGAUCCAUGGAAUGACAGUUCCAGGAGACGGUUCACACCAUGUGCAGACCCUCCAUGAGCCUAUAGGAGUCGCUGGACAGAUUAUCCCAUGGAACUUCCCUCUUCUCAUGCUUUCUUGGAAACUUGGACCGGCUUUAGCCUGCGGAAACACCAUUGUCCUCAAGACGGCUGAGCAAACUCCUCUGUCCGCUCUUCUUGUUGGAAAACUACUUCACGAGGCUGGACUUCCGGAAGGAGUUGUAAACAUAGUCUCUGGAUUUGGUGCUACAGCUGGUGCAGCCGUAGCUAGUCACAUGGACAUCGAUAAGGUUGCUUUCACCGGGUCUACUGAUGUCGGAAAGAUUAUUCUUGACUUGGCUUCAAAAAGCAACCUUAAGGCAGUGACUCUUGAGCUUGGAGGCAAGUCACCAUUCAUUGUAUGUAAAGAUGCUGAUGUGGAUCAGGCCGUUGAGCUCGCUCAUUUCGCUUUGUUCUUUAACCAGGGACAAUGCUGUUGUGCUGGCUCGCGUACAUUUGUACAUGAACGCGUGUAUGACGAGUUUGUAGAGAAAGCUAAAGCUCGUGCAAACAAUCGCGUUGUUGGCGAUCCCUUCAAGUCAGGCAUUGAGCAAGGUCCCCAGGUAGACUCAGAGCAAUUCAAGAAAAUCCUAAAGUACAUUAAACAUGGAGUUGAUAGUGGAGCCACCUUACAAGCUGGUGGUGAUCGUCUUGGUUCUAAGGGUUACUACAUUCAACCAACUGUUUUCUCAGACGUGAAAGAUGACAUGCUCAUAGCGAAAGACGAGAUUUUUGGGCCUGUUCAGACCAUACUAAAAUUCAAGGAUCUGGAUGAGGUGAUUGCGAGGGCGAACAACUCGAGGUAUGGUUUAGCUGCAGGAGUGUUCACACAGAAUCUGGACACAGCGAAUCGGCUGUCUCGAGCGCUCAGAGUUGGGACCGUUUGGAUAAACUGUUACGAUGUAUUGGAUAUCACAAUUCCAUUUGGAGGGUAUAAGAUGAGUGGCAUUGGGAGAGAGAAAGGUAUCUAUAGUCUCAGCAAUUACUUGCAAGUCAAGGCUGUUGUCACUUCCCUCAAGAACCCGGCUUGGCUCUAA
Messenger RNA from Arabis nemorensis, 1608 nucleotides. Lineage: Eukaryota; Viridiplantae; Streptophyta; Magnoliopsida; Brassicales; Brassicaceae. The record is from the annotation of a GenBank genome assembly.